CUCGCAAUGAAAUUUCCUGUGUGUGCGUGUGUGUGCGAACCCGGCUGCUGCUUCGGGGCUGCUCAGAGCCUCCCGACAGCUCCGCAGAGGCCAUCUCCCCCCGUUGGCCACCAUGGAGGCCGUGUCCCUCCAGCCUGGGCUGCUGCUGGCCAUCCUCUGCCUGCUCGCUUCCCACGGAGGGCCAUCAGCUUUCCUCAUCACCACCCCCUACUCACUCUACGUCUGCCCAGAGGGCCAGAAUGUCACCCUGACCUGCCGGAUCAGUGGUCCCCUUGCUGACCACCAUGACCUACUCUACAAAACCUGGUACUUCAGCAGCAAUGGUGACCAGAGUUGCUCUGAGAAGAAGCACAUCCGCAAUGUCACCGACAAGGAGCUGCACCAUGAUCCAGGCAGGCACCAUGAGCCAGUGGGCAACGGUACCCAAAAAUCUCCUUUUGGGGGACAUCAUGGGGUGGAGUUUGUCCCUGACCACCAUGGUGCCUUCCACAUCGUAGUGAUGAACCUGACACUGCAGGACAGUGGGAAUUACUGCUGCUAUGCAGUGGAAGCCAGGAGGGAGCAUGGCAAGCCCCAAACCCUGCAAGUUGCCCAUGGAUUUGUGGAGCUGCAGAUCCAGCAAGGCAGAGGAGGGCUUCAAAACUGCACAUUUCACACUGCCACCAGCAAAGAUAUCACAGCUGCUGCCCUGGCGACGGGUGCCUGCAUCGUUGGCAUCCUCUGCCUGCCCCUCAUCCUCCUCCUCAUCUACAAGCAGAGACAAGCUGUCAGCAGCAGAUGUGCCCACGAGCUUGUCAGGAUGGAGAGCAGAGCCCAGGGCAUCGAAAACCCUGUCUUUGAGGCAGUCCCCUCGGAGCCUCAGCCCCGACCCCAGCUCUCCUACAUGGCCAGCCGGCUGCCUUCCGAGUCGGGCCGGCACCUCCUCUCCGAGCCCAGCACACCCCUGUCCCCCCCCGGCCCCGGGGAAAGCUUCUUCCCCACGCUGGAUCCUGUUCCUGACUCACCAAAUUCCUUGAAAGCCUAAAAGACCCCAGAGGAAAGCACAUCCCCAGCAACAGAUGGGAAGGGAGAGGCAGCCACGGCCCCGUGCUUGCCCCAUCGAGACCACUGGCAGCAAAGCCUUACGAAAGUGCUGGAGCUCUGCCAUCACCUCCCCUCCUGGCUCAUACCCGGGGCUGGAAAGGAACCUUUCUUGUCCAGUUUUUGGUUUUUAAUGACCUGUUUCUGUGGAGUGUGACUCCAUACUGCUCACCUUUUAAGGACUAGUUGAAAACUGGGGAUGUGGGGAAGGAAGGACAGCCUGCACCUGCAAACCUCCCUGGGGAUUUAACUUAUUGGGCUCUACAACAUCGACCUCUUUCUGCAUCUCUGACUGAACAUCCUCUCCAGGAGUGGAUGGUAAAGUACUUUAUCCACUGCGAGACAAAACAGGGUCACAGGCGAACCCUGUACUACCUUUUUUCCUUUGCAAAACAGGAAGGGGAGAGGCUCCCUGCCACUGACAGAGCCCUCCUUCCCCACCAGCCUUUUGAGACAGUCAAGGACUUGCAAGGCUGCUGCAUUUUCAGCUGGAUGCACAACGAGAGGAGCCUUGUUUCUGCUGCAAUUUUAUCCUGGGCUUGGGAUCAGGGGAAAUUAUCUUGCUGUUUGUUUUAUUAUCAGUGAUGAUU
Calypte anna (Anna's hummingbird) is the source of this 1670-nucleotide messenger RNA. RefSeq names its product V-set immunoregulatory receptor (gene VSIR). Gene Ontology annotation, biological process: negative regulation of CD4-positive, alpha-beta T cell proliferation; regulation of immune response; positive regulation of regulatory T cell differentiation. The transcript is spliced from 7 exons. Lineage: Eukaryota; Metazoa; Chordata; Aves; Apodiformes; Trochilidae. Gene Ontology annotation, cellular component: plasma membrane. Bases 113 to 1024 code for a protein of 303 amino acids. The record is from RefSeq and is a predicted model, not a curated record.